AUGGAUGGCAGGCGUUCAGGUGGUAGAGGGAGAGGGAACCAGAGGCGAGGGGGUGGAGGACGCAAAAAUAAUAAGGAAAUUAUAUAUGAAAGACAGAGAGACACAAGGAAUCCGCCUUCUCAGAGAGUGUCAAGGGACACACCACCACCACCACCACCAUCAAACCAUGUCAAGAGCAAGGAGCAGCCAUCGGAAAUGCUGCACAAGAAAAGUGAAAGAUUACUUACUGAACCAGGCCCCACAUACAAUCUCAUUGUUUAUCACCCAUUCAAAGAAGAAAAUACUUUCUUGGAACAUUUAAAAAUGAAAGAGUUGCCAUCACACAUCGAAUUUAACAUUGAAUCUUUCACAACAAAUCCUAAUGGAUUAUCAGCUUCAGUUUGGGUUCAUUUCCCAAGCAACAAUGCCUACAGACAGUUUCAGUUGUGGAUGCGGCAAACCAAAAAUCUAGGUUUUCUCUACCGUUUCCAAAGAGAAGAAGUUGCAAAAGUAAGUAAAGAAUUUAUUGAUAAAAAUCUACAGAAUGUACAGGAACGAAGUGACCAUAUUAUUGGAAUGCAUCAUGAUAAAAUUAGGGAAACGAAGCAAGAAUUAUCAGAUUUCCUUGCAACAAAGAAAACUAAGAAAAAGACAAAGUAUGUUUCCCUACCUGAAUUUGAGCGGAGAGAAAUGCAGACAAAAACACUUGAAAACAAAGUUGCUGAACUUGAAAAACAACUCGUCGAGUUUGAAAGGUCUGUAGAAGAUAUCAAAAGACAUUUAAUAGAGUUUGAAGGAAGCACUGUAAAACAAGACUAUAUCGAUCAAUUGCUCAGAGAAUUUGAAAUAGAGUAUUCCAGGCUAGAGCAAGCACUACCCAUUUAUGCUAAGCGCUCAGAGAUAGUAAAUUCUGUUUUAAAGAAUCAAGUAUGCAUCCUUCUUGGCGAAACAGGAUCUGGGAAAAGCACACAAUUAACACAGUAUCUUUUGCAGUCUAAAUUGCCUUCCAAUGGCCAUAUUGUUUGCACACAACCUAGAAAAGUCGCAGCUGCAAGUCUUGCUCAACGGGUCGCAAGUGAAAUGAAGUCUACAGUGGCGGAUAUAGUGGGCUAUCAGUGUGGAAUUCAGAAGAAAGUUUCAGACCAGACAAAAGUUGUGUACAUGACUGACCAUACACUGCUAAAUGAAUGCAUCAAAGAUCCGUUGUUAAAUGAUUACUCUUGCAUUAUCAUCGAUGAGGCACACGAGCGAAGCAUUUACACAGACCUUUUGCUUGGUAUGAUAAAGAAGUGUUUGCCUAGGAGACAAGAUAUACGCAUUAUCGUAACGUCUGCAACUAUUGAUCCGGAACUGUUUGUCCGAUAUUUUGAAGGCUGUCCUGUGAUUGAAGUACCUGGCAGAAUGUAUCCUGUCGAUGUGGAAUGGGAGACGAACUCUGGAGAUGAUGACUUGGAAGAAUAUGAAAGGAAAGCUGUUGAAAAGACGUUAGAAAUCCAUGAUAAGGAACCCCCUGGUGACAUUCUACUUUUUCUCACAGGACAGCUGGAAAUCGAAAAGUGCAUAGAAAGACUGCAAUGGGAACUUGAAGGUAGAACUGAUCAUUGGAUAUUGCCACUUCAUGGCAAGCUUCAAACAGAAGAACAAAACAAAAUUUUCAAAGAAACACCACAUGGUAAAAGAAAGAUCGUUAUUUCCACUAAUGUGGCAGAAACUUCUGUAACAAUUCCUGGAGUGAAGUAUGUGAUUGAUACUGGGCUUGCAAAAGAAAUGAAAUAUGAUCCAGACAAAAAAGUAAACUCUUUAAGAGUUGUUAAAAUAACAAAAAGUUCUGCAGAUCAAAGAAAAGGAAGAGCAGGAAGAACAGCUCCAGGGAAAUGCUAUCGAUUUUAUUCCAAAGAAGUUUAUGACAACAUGACAGCCUCUUCUAUUCCAGAAAUUUUGAGAAUUCACAUCGGUCAUGCCAUUCUGAAAUUAUUGCAACUGAAUGUCAACCCCCUUGCUUUUGAGUUUGUUGAGGCACCUCCAGAUAACUCAAUGGAAACAGCUUUUCAGCAAUUGGUCAAUAUUGCAGCAGUUGAAAAUGGAAAAAUCCCCAAAAUCACAGAAUUAGGGCUCUGGAUAGCACAACUUCCAUUAGAGCCAAAUUUGGGAGUUUUUGUUCACAAUGCAAUUAAGAUGAAAGUAGGCUUAGAUGCUAUCAUUAUUGCCGCAUCAUGCACAGUUAGUGGGAACUUGUUUUACAGAGCUGGAACAAAAGAACAAAAAAACAAAUGUGACAAGCUCAAAAUUCCUUUCUGUCAUAGCAAAGGAGACCACUUCACAUUUUUGAGUGUCUUUAAAAAGUGGCAUUAUGUUCCUGAGAAGGAGAAAAGUCAGUGGUGUUUGGAUAACUCCAUCAAUGGAAGGGCCAUGAGGAACAUUCGAGACACUGUAAACGAGAUCAGAUUCCUCUUGAAAAAUCAGAUGAAUAUGCCUUUAAAGUUUGAAUUGAAAGAUGUAGGUAGAAAUGAGAGAACAUUACAAAAGCUUAUGUUUAAAGCUUUUCGUAGCAACCUUUGUUACUUCCUUGGACAUGAAAAGGCUGGAUAUUAUUUCAUUGAUAAAGACCAACAAAUGACUGUUCAUCCGUCUGCAUCCUUCCAGUCUCUUGCAUCAUAUCCAAAAUGGGUUAUAAUCGAGAAAGUUUUGAACACUUCUCGUGAAUUUGCUGUUAAUAUAACAGAAGUAAACGAAGACGACGUACAGGAAGCCUUAAAGAGAAAUGAAAUAAAUUUUGAUUUGACAGGAAUAGAAAGGAAAAGAAUUGAGCCAAUUUAUACGGAGUACAUUGGUUCUCAAGUUCACUACAAGUUUGUUGGUCCAAAAUGGAAGCAUGCAAAAGAUCUAGAAACUAAACUAAAGAAAGAAAAUACAGAUUCUAUAUUUGUAAUUGAUGCAGACCGAGACAAGGGCGAAGUUUCAAUUUAUGCACCUGGAGACAAGGAUGAAGAGUCGAUAGAAGCCUUGAAAAAUGCACUUGAUCCAAUCAGGGAGAAUAUCAGAAAAGAAAGAAUCAUUUUCCCUAUCUUUCCAAGAUGUUAUAAUGUCAAAGUGUCCAUUGGUCCCGGUGGAAUGAUAAAAGACGUGUUGUGUGAAGAUGAUUAUAACAAUGUUUAUGUAUACUGCUCUGAAGAGGAAUUUGAUUCUGAUGAAGAACUGGUGGAAUGGAUGAGACAGUUUGGUGAAAUUCAAAAAUUCCAAACGAAAUCUCCAGCAAAUACGAAUCCAAGGUAUCGUGGUGAAGUAGUGUUUAAUAAUAGCGAAUCUGCAAAACAGGCUGUUGCAGCAGCGCGCGAUAAAACAUUGAAAAUUCAAAUAAAACCCCCAGUUUGGAAAACCGACGACUCUAAUGGAUUCAAGGCAAAAAUAACUUGGUGUCGCAGGAAACCCAAAGGAUUUGGGUUUGUGCAAAUCAAGAAUUCAGAAACAUUGGAAACGGUAUUAACUUUAAGCUCCAUGACACAAGUGUCUGUUGGUGGGUCAAAUGUGAGGAUUAGCCGAAGUAGAGGAAAUGUUGAUGAAUUACAUGUUCAAGGAAUCAAUCCUCUUGUCAAUGAAGAUAUUCUAAGAGAAGGAAUUUCAGAGGGAUUCAAUGUACCCGAAAAUGAGAUCGGAAAAACGUUUGUACCACGCCAGGAAGUAAAAACAACAAGGGAAAUUCUGGACACGCAUAGGCGAAGGAUAGAAAGGCAUAUUGCACAGUUCGUGAAUUCAGAUAAGUUCAAAGUUCAUAUAAGAGAACCAUAUCAGAAAGACUAUGACUUUAAUGGUGUUGUCACCUUCACUGACCCCGAACAAGGAAAUGAGGUCUGUGCUAAUCUGCAGAGCAGAAACACACUGAAUAUCAAUGACAGUGUAGUUAUUGUUAUUCCAGAAAUUCACACUCGUUUGUAUGUGCUGGAGCGGGUAUUUAAACGGGUAAAUAAAGAUAUCAAAGAUUUUUGUGCCAAAGCUAAGAAAGAUGGAGUAUUUAUAGAUAUAAAGCAGAACACAACGGGUAACUAUAUUCUCAAUAUAGAGGCCGAAAGUGUAGAUAAUAUGAUAAAGACGAGAGACACAAUACAAAAUCUCCUUCAAGGUCAAAUACUGUCAAUGGAAGGUAAUCCUUCUUUAAGAUCUAUGUUCACACGUGAUGGAAGGAGCAAAGUUGACAAAAUCAUGGCGAAAACUCACACUUUGGUAAUGUUGAACGACAGAAAUACGACUAUUUCUGUUCAUGGCAAAGAGGCUGAUCGGGCUUUGGCAAUUAGGAAAAUUCAAAAAUACCUAGAAAAACUCUCUUCCUUUAAGUUGAGGCGGGUCGAUUUGAAGGGAGAAACCAAGCCGCCUGGAUUGAUGAAAAGAAUUAUACAGAUGCAUGGUAUAGAUUUACAAGGAUUGAAAGAUGUAUCGGAUCUAUCCAGCGUAGAACUUGACCACAGAAGACACAGGAUUGAAAUGUUAGGCUCUGUUGAAGCAAUACAGUCGGCAGUAAAUGACAUUGAGGAGCUUACGAAAAUGUUGCUUAAAGACAAUCAACACCAAAUACCAUCAACUGAUCCAGAGUGUGGAAUUUGUCUCUGCUCAAUAUCCGAUUGUGAUCUAUACCGACUAGAAUCUUGUGGUCACGCAUACUGUAGGGAUUGUGUGAGGCUGCAUUUGAAUUCAGCUCUUAGCACAAAAGAGUUUCCUCUGCGUUGCUGUUAUGAAGGUUGUGAUAUGCUCUGGGCUUGGAGUGAUAUAAAUAACAUGAAGAAAUUCGGAUUUUGUACCAUUCAAACUUUGAUAGAUGCCUCAGUUUCCUGUUACGUCGCCCAAAAUAAAGACAAAGCAAGAUAUUGCAUUACACCUGAUUGUCAAAUGGUGUACAAGGUCAGCCAGGGAGGAGGUAGAUUUGUCUGCUCGCUCUGCCACACAGCAUUAUGUAGCAAGUGCCACAUCGAAUACCACACGGGUAAAUCCUGCGCUGUGUUUGAAAGAGAAAAGCAAUUGAAGGAAAACGGACUUGCAGAAUGGAUGAGUGGUGAUACCUUAAAUAGAGAUCUUUGUCCAAAAUGCUAUAUAGGUAUAGAGAGAUAUGGUGGAUGUCAGCAUAUGAUUUGUUCACAAUGUAAAUGCCACAUUUGUUGGCUAUGCAAAGCUUAUUUCGAUUCAAGUGCUGAUUGUUAUCGUCAUAUGUUCCAAAGUCAUAACACAUUUGUAUAGAAGAAAAUCGUUUUUGUUUAUGAUCUAGGAAAAAAAAAAUCAGUGUUACCGACUGCUCUGUAGAAAAUGUGUCAAACACUUAGUUAGUUGGCGUGUAUUUAAAAUUUGUAAACAUUAACAUUGUUAACAUUUGUAAUGGAAAGCUUCCUGAGUUAAAUUAUGUUUAUGUUUAUGCAAAUGUUUAAGUAGUGUUCUUUUUUCUGAUAAUUGCAAAAUAUCAAGUUUAUGAUUUUAUUAGAUUUUUAUACUAGUGUAUAUCAUGAUCACCAUUGUAAGAGCACUCAGUACCCGAAUGGUAAUGAUUAAAAUCACAACACACAUCACUCAUUUUCCCCAGCUAGAGUUCUCGAAUAAAUUGAUCUUUACGACUAUAAAUUUUCUGCAUUCAUUUUUCACCUGUCAAUAAUGAAUUGCUUGAUGCAUUCUUAAUUAGCCUACUAGAUGGUACCUGAACUUCAUUCAUAAAUAUUCUGACACUGAGUCUUCUCAAGGCAAUAAGUACUCACUGAUUGGUAUGGGCACUGAGUUCGUGUUUUUGUUCCCUUCACAAAUUCACUCGACACUUAUUUCUUUACUUUGUUCACGUACGAUGAAUAGGCUUUUGAAUGUUUUUUUUCUAGCAGCACGAUCUUGUUUCAAGUGAUGUAAAUUUACGAUCAGCUGAUAGGUAAUUAUGAGAACAAGAAUCUUAGGUUGAAAGAGAAUAUUUUUCAAAUAUUUACUUAAAUAUAGGGCUUUCUUUAUUUAUUGCUGAUGUAAUGAGUAGUAGUUGUAAUA
This is a messenger RNA of Saccostrea echinata, 5979 nucleotides long. RefSeq lists its product as uncharacterized. Gene Ontology annotation, cellular component: catalytic step 2 spliceosome; intracellular anatomical structure. Lineage: Eukaryota; Metazoa; Mollusca; Bivalvia; Ostreida; Ostreidae. Gene Ontology annotation, biological process: spliceosomal complex disassembly. The record is from RefSeq and is a predicted model, not a curated record. Gene Ontology annotation, molecular function: RNA binding; zinc ion binding; ATP binding. The coding region runs from base 1 to 5202 and encodes 1733 amino acids. The transcript has a single exon.